This is a messenger RNA of Symbiodinium sp. CCMP2592, 1920 nucleotides long. The record is from the annotation of a GenBank genome assembly. Lineage: Eukaryota; Dinophyceae; Suessiales; Symbiodiniaceae.
AUGCAGCUGUGCUGCCAUGGCUGCAACGGAGUGCGCACGGCGGCCUACGUCGAGUGCCAGCAUCACCAGAUUGGAAACAUACCGAUGGUGGCUUUGGACGGCUGCUUCUCCUGCUUUCCAGCACAGAGGAGCUCGCGGUACGGCUGCGACGGCAAGCAGUUCUGCAAGAAGAGCUUCGGCCAUGCUCACCAUGGAGAUUCCCAAAGACCAUCACUGUGCUGCGUUGCGAUGGAUCACACGCAUGCACUGACGAACAAGCCCAAGAAGUUCGAGGAAAAGGAAUGGGAGCAUGGCCCGGAUGUGGUCAACUUCGCGCGCUAUGUGCGCAAAGACCUUUGCCUUAUGAAAAUUGAUGAUUUCGAUGCUUUCCCGCUGGCACCUGACGAACGCAGCUGCCAAAACCAUUGCUGGGACAAUGCCUUCUGCUAUAUUUACGUCUACCUGUCUGAGAAGGUACAGGUGCCUACGCAUCAUCGCCGGCUCAUCAUGGGCCUUUCGGGCCUCACCUCUAUGGCCCCCACGGGGGUGAUGACCCCAGCAGCACUUCCGACCGAGAAGGAUAUCGUCCUGCCAGGAGACAGGCUCAGUCAAAAGAGACAAGCUGCGUACGUCCUAAUCAUCGGCGGUGGUGUGACAUCGCAUUGGUGCUCUUUGUGGAUGUUUGAAAGUGGCCAAGUUUACUCCAUGGAGCUGACGGCAAUCAAUGAAGUCACCGGAUACCGGUGGCUCCAGAGCCGCUACAAGAUGCGCCGCCUGCAUUCUCGAGCUCAGCUUAAAGACGGCGUGCGCGCUCGGCCAUUUUUUCCCGCAGCGCCGUGUCAAAGCCGGCACAGCGAGUCCGAGGGGUGCGAAACUUGUGUCAAAGAUCUCGCACUGUACGGUUACUGCGAGGCACUCUGCAGUUGUCUUGCAAUGGCAAUCCUUAGUCCUCGUGGGACAGCUGCGGUGCCAAGCACUUUUCCAGAAGUCGUUGAGCUUGUUUGGCCGAUUGUCCAGGACUUCGUGCACGCGAGCGGGGGCAGGAAUUAUGUAAUGUCUGGCAUGAUUUGCAUUGACGGAACAUCGCCACAUGAUCUUCGCAAGAGCGCAGGGAUGGUGCCUCUGAAUACGUCCUUUUACGAUUUGUUUUUCCACAAUUGCCAGCUGUUCAUUCUACAGCUUUUGUGUGGGCAAUACGGCGUGGAGUUUGCGCAGCUUCCCUUUGCCGUAGGUUCGGUAAUUGCCGGGCCUACCUUGCUUGUGUUGGAGGUCACCUUUGUCGCACUCUUUCAUCACCUACAGCACCAGCAACCUUGUAUGGCGAUGCUGGUUGGGAUAGCAUGGGUUGCCACAGAAAUCUACCUCACAUGGAGGUAUGUGUAUUCGUAUCGCUUGAAGCCCACCAGUGGAACCGUCGUCGGAUCGGUCAGCACACUUCUUGUUUGGAUCGUUAUUUGCGCCACAGGCGCCUCGGAUUCUGCUUUUGCCGGCUCGAUCCCCGUACUCAGUCUUGUUUGGGAUAUGUGCAUGGUCGCUGAGGCAUUGACAGUCAACAUGGUAUUUCGAAAUACUGCAUUGACAGUGGUGAACUUGAUGUUGAUUGCUGUGGCAAUUGUCAUUGUCGCAUAUCUGCAAUGGAUUGAUGGGUGGCCCGUACAAGAUCUCCUAGUGCCCAUGUGCGGUGUCCCCAUUGCCAUCGGCAACAUCACGUUGGCAGCCUCGUUAUACUCGAGGGUUCCAAAAGUACCAGCCGCCCCGUUUUAUGACGAUGAUGAGACAAGCUCGGAGCGUGAGCAGCGUCUGGCUCUACAAGGGCAAUUCAACAAGUUCAUUUUGUUUGCGGCAGCACUUCUACUCGCCUCCUUCAUCCUGCCAGUUGUAGCUCUGGUGAUGACACUGGAAUUCCUGAGCCAGCUGCAGAUAGGCAUGGUGAAAUUGUGA